This is a messenger RNA of Drosophila ficusphila, 2045 nucleotides long. RefSeq lists its product as uncharacterized. NCBI's taxonomy places the organism in Eukaryota, Metazoa, Arthropoda, Insecta, Diptera, Drosophilidae. Bases 142 to 1632 code for a protein of 496 amino acids. Gene Ontology annotation, molecular function: glucosaminyl-phosphatidylinositol O-acyltransferase activity. The record is from RefSeq and is a predicted model, not a curated record. Gene Ontology annotation, cellular component: membrane; endoplasmic reticulum. The transcript is spliced from 2 exons. Gene Ontology annotation, biological process: protein localization to plasma membrane; GPI anchor biosynthetic process.
GUUUAACGAAUUUUGUGUAUUUCGAGUUUAGUUUUUUGUUUUUUUUUUGAACGACCAUAUCUCUUGGGUUUCGAUAAGUGGCGACUAUCAGCAGUUAGAUUAAGUGUUGGCUUUAUCAGGCCGUUCGGGAGUCCAGUCGCCAUGGGCAGUCCACCGACAGCGGAGCCUAUUCCGCUCCCCAAUUGGAUUCCGGGUAACCAAACCCUCGCAGAGCGCCUGGGAUUGGGACUGAGCUCCGACUGGAACUGGAGUGGCACUCUGUUCCAGAGCUGGGAGUCGCUGCUCCUGAUCCUGGCCACCUUUUGGUGCGUCCUGCUGUCCCGAGUGGUGACCCAAAAGCUUCGACUUCAAGGCUCUCCCGAUCUCUGCUAUGCGGUGGAGUUCGUCCUGGUCAUCCUGCCCUGCAUUUUGCUCGUUACUGUGGCUGUGGAUUAUCUUCACUUCAUUGGAUUGGUGAUGGUGGUGGUGACUAUGUGGUUCCUGCGGAGGAGUAGGUUUCUGGAACGGGCUAGAACUCGCAGCCAGUUUGAUCUGGGUGGCAAUCGACCCAUGGUCUUGUCUGUGGUCCGAUCCUUAACCCACCUGAUCACCGCCAUCUGCAUUUUGGCCAUCGAUUUCGGCAGUUUCUAUCGGCCUUUCCGAAAGAGUCGGCAGUUUGGCGCCAAGUUGAUGGACACCGGAAUUGGGCUGUUUGUCUUUUCCAUGGCCGUGGUGUCGAGAAGGACUCGGCAUUUGUCCGAUCUUCGAAGGAGUGUGGUCUACUCGGCCCUGCCGCUCAUCCUUUUGGGAUUGGGCCGAACCGUUUCCAUUGUGACACUGGGAUAUGGUCAGGAUCCCCACGAAUACGGUCAGCACUUGAAUGCCUUCUUCACCCUGGGAUUAACCAAGGCUUUGGGAGCUCUGGUGAGCAUUUUGGCGCGAAAGGAUCUCUACUUGCUGCCUUUGGGAAUUGGUAUUUCGCUGAUCCACCAGUUUGGCCUAAGUGUCCUGGGUUUAUCCGAGUAUGUGUUGGACGAGGAUGUGGAACGCUCCAACUUGUUUAACUCAAAUCGCGAGGGCCUGAUUUCCCUGCCAGGAUUCGUGGCCAUUUACCUGAUCAAUAUCUAUGUGAAUCGCUGGCUGGUGGCCAACAGCCUGUUGAGCUACUCGGAGUUGGUCAGAAAGCUGAGAGUUCUCUUCCGCGUUGCCGCAGUUUUGUGGAUCUUGUUCGUCAUCAGUGCCUAUUGCAUCGGCAUCUCCAGAGUGACCUGCAAUUUGGGCUAUGUUAUAUGGAUAAUGGCCAUUGCCACCACCUUCUUGUGGGCCACCCUUGGAGCCAUCGACCUUGUGAUAAAUAGUGUAAUGCCCUGGGAAGCGAGUCGUUUGGAGGAGCAGGAAAAGGGGCUACUAACUGGGGAAACUGCUGCCAGGGAAAGGGAAAAAUCUAUCGCUCCUUUUACGAUCAACCAGGCUCUGAACCGGAAUGGAUUGACCUUCUUUCUGGUGGCCAAUGUCUUAACAGGUGGCGUUAACAUGCUUCUCAAGCCAGAAGAUCGCUCCGAUUUCGAGUCCGUGGUCAUCCUGCUGGUCUACAUGUUUCUCGCCACCAAAUUGGUCCAUGAAAUGCUUAAAAGGGGAAUUAGAAUAGCUUGAGUUUCAGCUUGGGUGUCCUGUGAUCUAAUUGAAUUUAAUUUAAUAUUUAAAUGCUACUAUUUAUGUAAUAUUUAUUCUAAAAGUUGGUAAACGUAACUUGGUGACUAACUAUAAUUGCUCCCUUUUAAAAAAAUACGUUAUCUAUAUCUUUAAUUGUUUGAUAAGCUUGUUUAACUUGCUCAGCAAUGGCAAAAAGAUUAAUCUUGAAUUUUGUUUAGUUGAUUAGGUGUCAUGUUGGACAGUUAGUUCUUUAUUUUAUUUGAUCGCAACCUUCGAUUGGAUUACUUUCUGAAAGUACCCCAAUUAAUUAAGUGCUUCUUAUCAUUUGACAGUAAUGACAGUCUUUAAUUUAUAGAUGAUUAUCAUUUCCUUAUAAAUAAUGUUUGCAAUAAAAGAAUUUACUCCACUGAAAA